AUGAUGGAAAACGGACCCCCUAGUGAGGAGUAUUACCUUCCUCGAGACUCGAGGCAAAGGAGACCUGACGACCGACGCGAGAUCGAAUUGCUCCACUAUGUCUAUAGCCGGCCAAAUCUUGAGGAAUUAAGAGGCUGUCCAGAGAAGGUUCUGGGGGCGAUUGAUGAGUUUGGCAAGAAAAAAGCAUACUUGAUGAAUGUAGGCCAACGCAAGGGGAAAAUUGUUACCAGCCUCAUCGAGGAGGUUAAACCACAGGUGAUGAUCGAGCUUGGGUCUUAUGUCGGGUACUCUGCCAUUCUGUUUGGGGAUGCUCUGCGUCGUGUGGGCGGCAAGAAGUACUACACCUUGGAGAAGAGUCCUGAAUAUGCUGCCGUCGCCAAUAUGCUGCUUGAUCUUGCCGGCUUGCGAGACUUUGUUAAGGUCUUGGUCGGGAGUAGCGACGUUUUGCUGCAUAAAUUAUGCACCACCGGCGAGAUUAUCACAAUCGAACUCAUGUUCCUCGACCAUUUCAAGCCUGCCUAUACCACUGAUUUGAAACUCUGUGAGCAACUCGGCAUGGUUGCAGCUGGGACCGUCCUUGCCGCUGAUAACAUGAUCAUGCCUGGUAACCCGGUAUAUUUGGAUUACGUGCGAAGCAGCGUUGAAACCAAGAGGAGCAAGGCGAAAACGUCUCCUAGUGGAUAUGAGAUAUUCUCUCAGAACAUCAUGUCUUGGUAUGUCGACAAAGAUGCGAAACCAGCGUUCGAUGCCGUCGGUAAUCCGAAUUUGAUUUACGAAAGCCGGUUGGUCGAGAGCUUUGAACCAUCUGGAGAGCCCGAUGGAAUUGAAAUCACCCGUUGUGUUGGCGCCCAAGAACCGAAUCACUUAUAAGUAUUCCGUACCGGAAAUAACACUGAUGUUCCACCGGCAACCAGCUAUGCCCUCGAUGCUUCA
Messenger RNA from Coccidioides immitis RS, 933 nucleotides. RefSeq names its product O-methyltransferase. Lineage: Eukaryota; Fungi; Ascomycota; Eurotiomycetes; Onygenales; Onygenaceae. Gene Ontology annotation, molecular function: O-methyltransferase activity. The transcript is spliced from 3 exons. The record is from RefSeq and is a predicted model, not a curated record. Bases 1 to 870 code for a protein of 289 amino acids.